Xiphias gladius (swordfish) is the source of this 4528-nucleotide messenger RNA. Its product is annotated as protein FAM160A1-like. Bases 69 to 3584 code for a protein of 1171 amino acids. The transcript is spliced from 19 exons. The record is from RefSeq and is a predicted model, not a curated record. Lineage: Eukaryota; Metazoa; Chordata; Actinopteri; Istiophoriformes; Xiphiidae.
CUCACAUCAGACAGCCAACGUCCCACAGCUUGCUAUAACAUGCUAUAGCCACCUGACAGCCAAUCAAAAUGAUGGCCUCGGUGGUUGUUGGGGGCAACCGGAAGAAGUCUCUCACGCUGAGAGGAGUCGACCCGGAGACCUGCAUGAUCGUGUUUAAGAACCACUGGGCACAGGUAGUGAGGAUCCUGGAGAAACACGAGCCGGGUCGUAGCGGCACUGGUGCGCUGAGUUUCCUCUCGGGUCAUGCCAGUAGCAGUGGCGGCGGCUCUGGAGCGUUGCGCCUCGGUCCCAUCCCGGCUGACGAAGCCAGCGCCGUCCAGAACUACGUGGAACACAUGCUCUUCCUGCUGAUGGAGGAAGAGGCAGGGCAAGGAGGAUCGAUGGGCCCUAUCCUGGAGUUUGUGGUUCUGGAGGGUGUGAUGGAGAGGCUGUUUCUGUGGAGCCUGAGGAGACAGUUUACUGAGGACAUGAAGCUGGAGCAGCUCAGGAUGUACCAGAUGCUUCUGUCUCAGGCCAGACAGCCUCUGCUGCACCAUAAACCCGUUCUACGACCGCUCAUGAUGCUGCUGGCCUCAUGUGCCGGAGCUGGAACUGACAGCGGUGGCGUGGUGGAGGCGGAGCUGGUCCUCCUGCUGAACCAGCUGUGUGUGGCUCUGGUCAAAGAUCCCUCGGUGCUGGAGCUGUUCUUCCACACCAGCGAGGACCAGGGAGCGGCCAACUUCCUCCUCUUCUCCCUGCUCAUACCGUAUACACACAGACAGGGUUCGGUCGGCCAGCAGGCCAGAGAUGCUCUGCUGCUCAUCAUGUCCCUGUCGGCCUCUGAGCCCCGAGUCGCCCAGCACAUCAGCGAGAACACAUACUUCUGUCCUGUGCUGGCCACGGGUCUGUCUGGUCUGUACUCGUCUCUUCCGGCCAGGCUGCAGGUUUACAGUGAGGACUGGCACUGCCUGGACCCGGCCGACUGGCAGCAGGUUCCAGCUCUCGUCCACUUCCUGCACUCACUGGACUUCUGUAGUGCUGUUACCAAGGUUGCUCAUCCCUCCAUCCGGUCUCAGUUGCUGGGUUACAUCUACAACGGCUUCUUGGUGCCUGUACUGGCUCCUGCUCUGCACAAGCUGACGGUGGAGGAGGUGAUGACCACAACAGCGUACCUGGAUCUGUUCCUUCGCUCCGUCACUGAGCCCGCCCUCCUCCAGACCUUCCUGUCCUUCAUCCUGCUGCACACGCAUGACAACGUGCACAUACUGGACACACUGGUCAGCAGGGUCAACACACCUUUUCAGUUGGGUACGGUGUCGCUGUCUCUGUUCAGGACUCUCAUUGGUCUGUUCUGUGAAGACGUCAUGCUGCAGCUGGUGUUCAGGUACCUGAUUCCCUGCGCCCACCUGAGCAGGAAGCAGCGCUCCUCCUUAAAGCAGAGAGACUGUUACUCCUCCAGCGCUGCCUCCUUCCUGCUCCUCAUGCCCUCCUGGUGCCCCGUGUACCUCCACAGCACAAACACACGCUCACACUCUGAGCACAUCCACUGGCCCAAAGGAGCAGAUCUGUCAGUAUCAGACAGUGUUGGUUACUGUCGAGGUUCAGACUUUCUGAUGGAUGUAAACUACCUCCACUACCUUUGGGACGCCCGCCAGGCCAUCUCCACAUCCCACAGGGCAUGUCUGCUCUGGUCAGCCCCGUACGAUGGGAUCAACCCUCCGCCUGAAGAAUACCGAUCUGACACACCAGGGGACAACAUUGAAGAUGAGGAAGAAAUUGUACAGCGAGUCAAGAGUGACUCCAUCUACUCUUUGGUCAUCACUCCUCCCCCCUUGGCCCUCUCCCCCACCCCGUCCUCCUUAGAUACCGUCUCUACGGGCAACCAGGCAGGAAGAGCCAGUUCUGCCCUGGAGCUGGAGUGGGAUGACAUUUUCGCAGAUGACGACCCCUCUUCAUCAGUGUUGAUAAAUGAGGGGCUAGCAAACGGCAGCAUGACUGUGGGUACAUCUACGCCAGCACCUCCUCCUCUACCUCCUCGACACAUUCAGGAAAUGCGACGCAGUGCGAUCAAGUUGGUGCGUGGUUCGUAUGUAGAGGAAUCUGAGUUUCAGGACGACAUCCUGGUCUACGAUCUCGUCGCCCAGAAAGACACAAAGGCAGCCAUUUUGGAGCGAAUCAUGGCAGCAAAUCGACGGGCAUGUGGAAGCAUCUCAAAUGGUCCACGAGUGUCGACGGCGGUGACGACUACAACAAUAACAGCAAUUAUAACCACAACAGGGAGGACUGUAAUGGAAACAGUUAACAGUAUUAUGUCAACAAGGAGGAGGAGCGAGGAUGGAGGGAAGGAGGAAAGAAGAAGGAGCGAAGAUUAUGGAAAGGAGUUGAGGAGGAGGAGUGAGGACUGUGGAAAGGAGACAGUGAGAGGGAAGGAGGAAGAAGAAGAUGAGAAAAACAGGAUAUAUGUACAAGGAGAGAUGAAGGGACAUCAAAUUUUCGUCAAUGGUUUUAAUGCAAAGAAUCACAUCAUCGACGAAUGUGAUGAUGCUAAUGAAGACUGCCAGUCAUACAAGAAAAGCUGCAACCCGAGUGACUUCACAACUAUUAUCAAUCACACACACACAGCACACCAACAUCAUAUACACCAUAAGACACAACAUCCCACACCGUGUUUAGUGACAAACGCUUUACCCAAUGGCCAUUAUGAAUCUGAGCCACAUUACACUUUGGUUUCUGCCAAGUCUCCAAGUCUGCCUGAUAACAAAGUCACUAGUAACGACGACUUCCUGUCUCAAUACCAUGACCUCAUGCUCUCUUUCGGGGUGGAGCCAUACUGUGAUGACAUCACAGACAACAUUGGUACAUUUAGGAGGCGGGUCCGAGCGCUGCGGCAAAAACUGGAAGAGGAGGAAGAGGGGCUCGGCGAAGGAUUCGUUUUUGGCUCCUCGUGGGAUGACAGAGAGGUGGAAGGAGAGGAGGAGGCAAUGGAAGAGGAAGAUGAGGAGGAUGAAGGAGAAGAGACGAGGAGCACCAGUAAGAAAGGCCGAAGGAGGCAUGGAGUUCCAUUUACAGGUCCAUUCAUCAGCGUCCUGCUGUCACGGCUCGAGAACCUUCUGGAAAACUCCAUCGCUGUAAACCUGCUGGUAACGGGCAUCCUGGCCCAGCUGGCGUCGUACCCACAACCUCUGCUAAGAUCCUUCCUGCUCAGCACAGACACAACACACUACCAGCCCGACGUACGCACACUGUAUCAGGUGUUGUUGUCUGUGCAAGCUCAGAUUGAGCGCUACGUGGCGGCCAGACCAGACUACCCAGCUCUGGUCACUCAGGCCUGGAGGUUCUUGUUGGCUAAAGACCAGGACAGCAAGUUCAGAGAGUGCCUCGAGUCUCAGGGCGGCGACCUCAUCCUGAACCCGUCUCUUCCUAAUGGCUCCGUGAGGACGGCUCUGGCUUUGCCUCCUCUCGGUGUCCUGCCGCCCUGCCCUCCGAUUCCCCCGCAAGCCAAGAGCCGGGUGUUCGCCAUCAUCCUGUACGCCGAGUUCCUCAAAGAGCUAGCCGCCGUCGCCCAGGAGCACAGCAUCGCACUGGGCUGUUCUGCCGAGGAGUAAUGGGACUGUUGGUGGUUUUUAACCGCAUAACUGUAAAAAUUUGCCUGAGAAAUUGAGAACUUAUCAAAGGAGCUGCCUAGUGGCCACCAGCAGAAGACUGAGGGCUUGUAAAAGUCCUAGAUGUACAAGCACAAAACAUGCAACAUAAAAGAUGUUACUCCUCAAGGAGUAAUACAACACCUCAGGACGAGCCCAAACCUACAGCCAGAGUCAUAAAGAACUGUCUUCAGAGACGAGAAGAACGAGGAGUCCUGCAGCCGGUGGUCUGGCCCCCCACCAAGCCCUGAUCUCAACAUCGAGGAGUCAGUCUGGGAUCACAUGAAGAGACAGGAGACACUGAGACAGACUGAAUCCACAGAAGAACUGAAGCAAGUUGUCCAAGAUGCUGGAAAAAAAAAAAAUUCAUGGAAUUAUUUUUGGAAGCUUCCUCACUUUACUUUAAGUGCCUACAACAUUACAUAGUACUGUAAUAAUAUUAGCUGACAUGGUGAUGUGACGUCUCCAUUGUUUCCGUCGUGAGCUAGUUCCUGUUUUGUAACGUGCACACACACAGACCGCAGAAACACAGUCCGGGCCCUCUGUCCCCUAUCAAAACUUUGAUUAUCUAAUCUUUUUCACCUGACCCAACGUUUGAAGAGGAAAGGAAGACAAAGACAGAUGGUGAUGAUGAUGGCGGUGAUCAAGGUUUACCUGCUGAUGUUGGUGCUCGGUGCUGCAGUCAUUUUAUCAUCUGGACAGGAUGAUGCUGAUUAUCAAUACAAUGGCAGUGGUGAAUUACCACAAUCAGAUGAAAACGGCCAGUCCUCUCUUUCCUUCUCAGUCAACACCCCCAGUGACUCCACUUCCUCCUCCUCCUCCUCCACAGCUAACCUCAACUCCUCCUGCCGGGUCUAUGUUCUCCUAGUUUCGUGCAUGUUAGCAUAUUAAAGAGCUUUUUAAUAUCA